GAAGUCCGAUUCAGAAACUGAAAGGAAAGGGUUGUCCCGGAGCUUUGUGAAGUGUUUCUCAGCGCUUAUAAGAAUGGCAGAGGCGAUUUCAAGCGACAAUGAGCUUUUUACAUGUCCGAUUUGUAUGGAUCUUCUUAGGGAUCCAGUGACUACUAAUUGUGGACACAGUUACUGUAAAGGCUGCAUUAAGGGCUGCUGGGAUCAGGAAGAUCAGAAGGGAGUCUACAGCUGCCCCCAGUGCAGACAGACGUUCACUCCAAGACCCGUUUUAAACAAAAAUAAUAUUUUUGCUGAACUUGUGGAAAAGAUCCGGAAGACCAGAAUCCAAGCUGCUGCUCCUGUUUCAUGUCCUGCUGGACCUGGAGAUGUGGAGUGUGACGUCUGCACUGGGAGAAAACUCAAAGCUGUGAAGUCCUGUCUGGAUUGUGUGUUGUCUUACUGUGAAACUCACUUCAAAGCUCACAAUGACCUGAACCCCGGAAGAAAACACUCAGUGAUUGAUGCCACAGGCCAGCUACAGGAGAGGAUCUGCUCUCAUCAUAAGAAGGUUUUUGAAAUAUUUUGUCGAACCGAUCAGAGUUGUAUCUGCUAUCUGUGCACGAUGGACGAACAUAAAGGCCAUGACACAGUCUCAGCUGCAGCAGAAUGGACAGACAAACAGAGGCAGUUGGGGCAGACCCAGAGGAGAUUCCAGCAGAGAAUCCAGGAGAGAGAGAAGGAGCUGCAGGAGCUGAGGAAGGCUGUGGAGACUCUCAAGAGCUCUGCACAGACAGCAGUGGAGGACAGUGAGAGGAUCUUCACUGAGAUGAUCCGCUCCAUUGAGAGAAGGUGCUCUGAGGUGAAAGAGCUGAUCAGAGAUCAGGAGAAGGCUGAGGUGAGUCGGGCUGAAGACCUCCUGAAGCGACUGGAGCAGGAGAUUGCUGAGCUGAAGAGGAGAGAUGCUGAGCUGGAGCAGCUUUCACACACAGAGGAUCACAUCCAUUUCCUCAAGGUGACAGAAUUUGAAAUAAAGCAUCCAUGUGGUUUUAGGAGGGGGAAAAUCUUCUCUUUUGAGGCUGUGAAGGAAUCUGCCUCUGGAGUGAAGGUGCAGCUGGAUGACAUCUUCAGGCAGGAAGUAGUCAAGAUAUCUGCAGCAGUAACGAAUAUCCAGAUCAUCCAGUCCUUAGAAUAUGCUGAUCCUGAGCUCCCAGUCAGAAGAACAAGCAGUAAGGGGUUACUGCCACCAGAGAUGUCUGAAGUCCAGGCUGUUUUUCCUGAACCAGUGACCAGAGAGGAGUUCUCACAGUACUCCUGUCACUUCACACUGGAUCCAAACACAGCAAACAGACACCUCCAUCUGUCUGAGGGGAACAGGAGGGUGGAGAGGAGAGAUGAGGUCCAGUCAUAUCCUGAUCAUCCAGAGAGAUUUGAUGGGUGGGGUCAGGUGCUGUGUAGAGAGGGUGUGUCUGGACGCUGCUACUGGGAGGUUGAGUGGAGUAGGGGGUUGGUUUAUAUAUCAGUCUCAUAUAAAAGCAUCAGCAGGAGAGGAUGGGGUAAUGAGUGUGUGUUUGGAUGUAAUGAUCAGUCCUGGAGUCUGGCCCUCACCAGCAGCAGCUCCUAUUUCAUACACAAUAAUAAACAGACUCAACUCCCUCUAGUGGCCAGCUCCAGAAUAGGAGUGUAUGUGGAUCACAGGGCAGGAACUCUGGCCUUCUACAGCAUCUCUGACACAAUGACCCUCCUGCACAGAGUCCAGACCACAUUCACUCACACACUCUACCCUGGGUUUGGGCUAUAUCCUGGAACAGUGAAGCUGCUGUGACUGACAUGUCUGCCAGCAGCGCGUUUAACACUUGUCUAUGUGUGUGUGUUUGUGCGCAUCGGGGCGGAACUCUACCGUGCGCGAUACAGAGAGCAGAGGAGAAUUGU
Molecule: messenger RNA, 1908 nt
Organism: Clupea harengus (Atlantic herring)
Lineage: Eukaryota; Metazoa; Chordata; Actinopteri; Clupeiformes; Clupeidae
Product: tripartite motif-containing protein 16-like
Exons: 8
Coding region: 74-1801 (575 amino acids)
Molecular function (GO): protein binding; zinc ion binding
Source: RefSeq, a predicted model, not a curated record